CACACCUGACACACACUCCCCCCACCCCACCCCACAACCUAUCCCCCUUUGCUUCAUCUUCCCCAAAGCUCCAAUUCCAAACCCUCUCACCAAAACCAAAAGCUUUAAACAGCAACAACAAACAAACCCUCUUUGACUCAUCCAACUUAUAAUCUGUAUGUGGGAUACAGCAAAGCAUCAAGAUUGCUUACAGGAGUUGUACGUGUUGCAUAAUCUCUUGUACAUUUUGUCAUCUUCUCUCUCAUUAAUCCCCAAAAACAAGCCGAACCGUUGAACGUUUUUCUCUCCGUUUCUCUCUCUCGCUCUAUAUCAUCUAUCUUAUAUCUCCUCUCUCUCUGUAACUAAAGUGAAGGUUUUUACUCACUGUUCAAAAAAAAAAAAUAAAAAAAAUCCCACCUUUUCCUUCUCCCUCCGCUUCUUUCUCUCUCUAAAAUUCGAUGCUUUUUUUGUUGUAGAGAGAGAAAGGUGAAGCAAACAAAAAUGGUGGUCGAGUGACUGAGAGCGACUGUGUUUUGUUUUUGUUUUCUUUUUGAAAUAAAAGUGUUUUUUUACUGGGUUUAUACACCACCAUGGAUACAGUUGAAGCUACGAAAAUGGUGAUGUCAAGGAUCCAAAAAUUAGAUCCAGAAAAUGCUUCAAAAAUCAUGGGAUACAUACUCAUACAAGACCAAGGAGAAAAUGAGAUGAUAAGGCUGGCGUUUGGCCCAGAAAACCUUCUGGUUUCCGUCAUAAAACAAGCCAAAAAUUUCUUAGACAUUUCGUCGAAUGCUUCUUCUGCACCUUCGACUCCUUCGCUGUUUAUGCACCGAAAUUCCCCUCAAAUCAUCAUUCCCAACAAUGGGUUUCAUCACAUGAACCCAUCUUCGCCGAGUUCGCCUUGGUCUUUAUCUGGGUCUUUCCCCGAUCAUCAUCAUCACCGUGGUAGCCCUCGUCCGGCUUCUUACGCUGCUGUGGUAAACGGUGGUGGUUCUUCUGCUUCGUCGUUUUACAACAAUUUUAACGAUCCCACCGAGGAGUAUAGUACUAACAAUGGACUGCAAGUUGUUCCCGAUCAGCUUUCCUUCUUCGACGAAUCUAAAAAUGUCGACUUUAUAGACCCAAUGGUGAGCCCCGGUGGUCGUAGUGACUCGGUUCUCUUCCCCUACCCUAACGAUAGUUCAAAUUGGUCUGUCGAAACGGGUAACUGUGGCGACUUGCAUCACCAUCAUCUACACCGGAGGAGUUGCUCGGUGAACGAUGUUUUUCUUGGCGGUGGAGGCGGAAACGACGAUAUGGGUGGUGGCUGGAGACCUUGCAUGUACUUCGCUCGAGGGUUUUGUAAAAACGGUACUUCCUGUAAGUUCGUUCAUGGUAACGGCGGUUUCGGGGAAGAACUAGGGCUCGGUUCAUCUUCACCUACAGCAGUCGCCGGUUCUCCCACCGGAAAAAUCGAUGCUUUCGAAGAUUUGCUUAGGUUUAAAGCCAUUCAACAGCAGCAGCAACGAAUUGCAGCCAUGACCGGAGGCGGAGUUCCUCCUUUUCCUUUCAACAGGUGCAUGAACUUUCUCAAUGAGAAUCCUAGAUCAGCAGCAGCAUUGAUGAUGGGAGAUGAAUUUCACAAAUUUGGUCGUUGUCGACCUGAUCGGAAUGAUUUUUUAGGGUUUGCGAAUUCAAAUUCAAGUUCGCGACAAAUUUACUUGACAUUUCCAGCUGACAGUACUUUCAAAGAAGAAGAUGUUUCAAAUUACUUCAGCAUGUUUGGACCUGUUCAAGAUGUGAGAAUCCCAUAUCAACAAAAACGAAUGUUUGGAUUUGUCACGUUUAUGCUUCCUGAAACUGUCAAAGCGAUUUUAGCAAAAGGAAAUCCACAUUUUGUAUGUGAUUCACGGGUUCUUGUUAAGCCUUAUAAAGAAAAGGGCAAAAUCCCAGACAAGAAGCAUCAGCAACAAAUUGAAAGAGGAGAUUUUUCUGGGUGUUUGAGUCCAACUGCAAUUGAAUCUGCUGAGCCAUUCGAUCAUAUCCCCUUUGGUGCACGAAUGUUUAAUCAUGAGAUGAUUUUGAGAAGAAAGUUAGAGGAACGUGCAGAAUUACAACAUGCAAUUGAAAUCCAAGAUAGAAGAAUGAUGAAUUUGCAAUUAAAUGAGCUAAAAAAUCAUCAGUUUCACCACAAUUUAUCUGCUUCUUCAACGUUUUCAUCAGAUGUCAACAAUGAAGAUGUUUCUGGAGCAAAAAUUAGCACUGAAGAUGAUACAAAUUCACCAAGAGAUGAAUCCGAUCCAAAUGUGCCACCACCGGAAGUGAAGAAUGAUGGCGGGAAUAGUGGCGGCAAUGGCUCCGGGAAGGAGGAGAAAUCCGGUCAGAAUGAAACUGAUAAACAAGAAAGUUUUGAGCACAACCUUCCUGAUAACUUAUUUGCAUCACCUACAAAGUCAGCCGCCACCAACCACCAGACGAUUUUCUCGACUGAUACGCCGGAGGCUGAAACCGGCGGUGGUGCCGCCACCACCCGCCACCCUCCCACCUCUUCAACCGCCAUCGACAUGCGGGGUUCUAUCAAUUCAUGUUACUUCCAAAUGCCAAGCCAUUAAAAUGUAGGUGAAUUUAGCUGCAUUGUUGUCAUCAUGGAGCGAUUUAACUUUGCUUGGAGUAGGAGCAGGAUUAUAAAAAAACAACAUCAACAACAUCAAGAUUAUCAUCUUCAAAACCUCUCUCCCCAUACUACUUACAACUAUACAUAAUAUGCAAUACAUAAAAGAAAACAAGGAUAGAUGAACUGAUUUAAUGGGAGUAGGGUAUCUUUCUUUAUUUACUUUUGUACCCUUCCCUUCAAACUAUGUGCUGGACCCCCUCCCCCUCCCCCUCCCCACCAAACACUCAUUGAACCAUGCAUAUAACAAAUCAAAAGAAAAGGGUAGUAGUGGUUAGCAACUUUCUCUUUUUACUUAUGUGGUAAUUUCUUUUUCUGCCCUAGUAUGUUCAACUCUAUUGUAUGGUACAACUCUUAAUCCCUAAGGUACAACCAUUUGUAUACUUGAUUUGACCUUUCUAGUGUCCUUUUGAUCGUCAAUAUUGAUACAAGAUCCAAAAGGGUAAAUGAAUCGAGAUUUGACUGAUCUGAUCUUUUUAGUGUGAGUUGUACCUUGUGCAAUGGAAACUUGUACAUUUUUAUUUAAAGAUUAGUUUAGGCCUUUAGGGUAGUAGUCUUUUGUCCGAUUUUUUUGGUUUCUUUGAGGGUGGACAUGAAGGGUAUAGGUCCACCAUGUCACAUGGAGGCUGACAACCCAUUUUCAAUUGGUAUCUUCAGAGUACCAUUCACACACACACACACACUGCUUUCACUUUCAGUAUUUUCUGGCUUCAUUCACAUAUUAUUGUGUGUGAGUGUGUGUUUGGCCUUUUGUUUUGAUAGAUGCAUUAGUGCCUUUCUGUUUUGGCAUGUUUUCUCAAUUAUGGCUUGAUGGUACAUGUCCUUUCAAAGAGAUAACAAUAAUUUUAUGCAAGUUGUACAUCAUGCAAUAAAACUUGUACAUUUGGGCUUAGUCAAAAUGUCAAAUGGCUUACACUUAAAAACUGCCCUUGCAUGUAAAUGUUAUUCCUGUAGAGUUGAGGAUUUUGGGGCCCAAUUAGAGGAUACGUUUUGCAUACCUUUAUUGACUAUGGAUGAGGUACAACAAAAGAUGCACAUGGUACACCUCUAGAGUUAAAGAACCAUAGAUAAGGUGUAAGGUACAACCCGAGAUGCAUAAGGUACAACGCUUUAUUUAAUGACCUGGGAAUUUGAAUGUAGAGUUCAAGGUUUUGAGACUAAAAUGGGAGGAUGUGAAAUGGGGUUUCCAAUGCUAUAAUUGACCAUGGUUGAAGUACAACCAAUUAGGCAUGUGGUACAACAUUUUGAUGCGUGUUUUAGGGGUAGGUUUGGGUGAGAUGAUGUUGGUGGAUCUUUGCUGUUUCUCAGUCUCUUUCAUGAUUUCAUGAUUGUGUGGUGUUUUUUAUUUGAUUGAUGGGUUAAUCUUUAUAAAAAAAUAUACCACUCAAACAUAAAGUUAAGGAAUAUUAUAAUAAAAUGUAGGCAUG
Molecule: messenger RNA, 4053 nt
Organism: Lactuca saligna
Lineage: Eukaryota; Viridiplantae; Streptophyta; Magnoliopsida; Asterales; Asteraceae
Source: the annotation of a GenBank genome assembly